AUUGGCACAUUCAGCAAGUGAAAAGGGAUAAAUGUAAGUAUGAACAUAAUGAAACAAUUCACUUAAAGGGUAUUAAAACACUAAGGGGCUGUGAGAUAUCAAUAGAACCGUUAUGUGGCAAGAUAACAAAUAUUAACAAAGUUAACAAAAAAAUAAAUCACAUCCAUGAGCAAUCAUCGAAAAUAGAUCGAAAAUUACGAACAUUUCCGAAAGUAUUCCGGAAACAGCCGAAUGAGGCGGACACAUCAUAACAAGGAAACAAUAGGUCGAGGCAGGUGCCAUCGUUGUUUAUCGACGAGAGAGUUGCGUUCAUGUUUCAUCAAAAAAUGGCUAAAAUGGAUCAAACCUGUCAUGCUAUGUGGUGUACAAAUAGCCAUCUGUCGCAAUGUAGUACCCAUGAGUUCCCGAACGCGAGAAAAAGAGCUGGACUACGCAGACAAUGAGUAAAGUUCGUCCGUGCUAAGAGGGCUAAUUUUGCAGACCCAGCCUCCGGCACGGUUUUGUGUGGUGCGCAUUUUACUCCUGAAAGCUAUACGAACUAUGGACAAAUUAAAUCAGGUUUUGCUAAGAAAUUGCUGCUGAAAGCAGAUGCGGUGCCCACCUACACGCGCAGCCACCUAAAAGUCCCGAGAUAUCAAGAAAGAGGACGAUGACUGGCUCUGAUGAGACCACCCCACCACCCCAGGCAAAGCAAAGGAGGAAAAUGGCCAGAGUGAGUACUCUUUGAUAAUAAAAAAACAUAUCACGCAUUGAAUACAGGACUGGACACAUGUAUAAAUUAUCGCUCGUAAAAUAUAGAGAACAAAUCCUCUAAUCCCAUUCAUGUUUGUGUCAGUAGGCAGAGCGAAAACUGAUGAUAGCACAAUAAAUGAUAAUUAUUCUAUACAUUAUUUUGCGGUCACGGUGUAUCAGCUUCACAAAAAGAAAUGCAAAACAAACCAUUCGGUGUUUCCCACACAAUCUGUUGUUGCCGGUGUUUCAUCAGUGUGAUUGCUCACCUCAAUGAUCCUUUCAUUAGGCUGCAUUGGCUUUCGUUUGGGCUCAAAUUGAUAACCCAAAACACCAAAGAAAGGUUCAUAACUCUCCUCGUCACCAUUAGAAGAAUGUUCGUUACGUUGGAUUCAUUGCUGCAACUGGAAACAAAAUUGUCCGCCAUCAUCGCCGCCAUUCAGUACUAAGCACUGAGCCGGUUGUUUCCUAGUAGUGACGUCACGCACACUAUAUACUAGAUUUCCGGUAUCUCGAGGGCGGGUCCUUUUAGCUUGAGAAUCGAUCCUAAUUUCUAUCAUUUUCUUGGUGUUGCGAUGUGUGUAAUUACACGAAGUGGCAUGAUAUGAAUCCAAAAGGCAUGCGUUUAUGGAUAAAUUAUAGAAUAUUAGCAUUUCCCCAGGUGUUGUCAUACCCUUUAAUAACUGUAGGGUCAAAUCUAUCCUUACAACAUAUGGGAUGACAAACUCAUUAUAUAAUGCAAAUAAGGUUGCUUAAAAGUUGGUGGGGACAAUUUGAACAUCCUGAAAAGUUGUUAGUGUUGUGUCCCUACCAUCUUGAUGCAAACCUACGCCCUUGGAUUUGACAUACGACUGAAUUGCACUUUGAGCUUGUUCACUAAUUUGAAUUAAAAAUCUAAGUUGAAGCGUAUAUCUGACUCGAUAUACACCGUAUAUUCGACUAAUUUCUUCCUAGCAACAAGUGGAAAACUGAAUCCCAGCAAUUAUGUUGUUUUCAAACUUUCUUUGAAAGCAAACGCAUACUCUGUUGCUUGCAUGUCUUAGCCCUCCUCCUCAACAGUGGGCCCUUACUGAUUGGCUCGCAGCCAGAUUCCGAGGCAGCGCUCCGGGUGACAAACACUUCCUUCUCUAGUCGCCGAGGCGGAGCCCCAGUCAGGAAGCGUUGCCUCCCUCAGUCAGUCACUCACUCACUCAGUAACACCACGGAGCGCUAAAACACAUAAACGUGGUCCUUCCAACGCGUUAGCUCAUGAGAAAGACGACCUUCUCCAGCUUCAGAUGGUUAAAAAACCAGAGGAAAGCGGUGGUCACCACAGUGGACAAGAAGAUCCCAAAUGGAAUCCUGGAUGAACAAGACGCGACAGUGGUCCUCCUGCCCAGAUCCGCUUCAGCCGUUAAAAACUACCCGCCGCUUGCCGUGGAGCACCUGGAGGACGAGUACAGGCUUCGCUCGGCGGAUGACGGAAAACUUUUCCGCGAAGAGUACAAUUCGCUGCCAGGAGGGAACGCCCAGGGGACGUACGAGGAGGCCAACAAGGACAACAACAAAGACAAAAACAGAUAUCCCAACAUUCUUCCUUAUGACCAUUCAAGGGUGGUGCUGACUCAACUGGAAGGAAGUCCCGCCUCCGAUUAUGUCAACGCCUCAUACAUUGAUGGUUUCACUGUUAAGAAUAAAUUCAUAGCAGCACAAGGUCCAAAAGAGGACACAGUAGCCGAUUUUUGGAGAAUGAUUUGGGAGCAAAAAGUGUCGACGGUCGUCAUGCUGACCAACCUGAAGGAGCGGAAGGAAGACAAGUGUUACCAGUACUGGCCGGAUCAAGGCUGCUGGACAUAUGGGAAUGUGCGUGUGGCAGUGGAGGACUUCACCGUUUUAGUGGAUUACACCAUUCGCAAGUUCUGCAUACAAUACCAAUCCAGCGACGCCGCUAAGACGACGCGACCAGUCACGCAGCUCCACUUUACAAGUUGGCCUGACUUCGGUGUCCCCUUCUCGCCCAUCGGGAUGCUCAAGUUCCUGAAGAAGGUCAAAGCGGUCAAUCCACAGUUCGCGGGGCCAAUCGUUGUCCACUGCAGUGCCGGCGUGGGGCGGACAGGCACAUUCAUCGUGAUCGACGGCAUGAUCGACAUGAUGCACGCUGAGCAGAAAGUGGACGUGUUCGGCUUCGUCUCCAAAAUCCGAGAGCAGCGCUCGCAGCUCAUCCAGACUGACAUGCAGUACUCGUUCAUCUACCAGGCACUGCUGGAGUACUACCUGUACGGCGACACGGAGCUGGACGUGUCCUCUCUGGAGGGACAUCUGCACAAGCUUCACAACACCUUCAACCAAGGGGACCGGGUCGGUCUGGAGGAGGAGUUCAAGAAACUGACCAACAUGCGUAUCAUGAAGGAGAAUAUGAGAACGGGGAAUCUGCCUGCCAACAUGAAGAAGAACCGAGUGCUGCAGAUCAUUCCGUACGACUUCAACAGAGUCAUUCUCUCCAUGAGGAGAGGGCAGGAGUUUACCGAUUAUGUCAACGCGUCCUUUAUAGACGGUUACCGACAGAAGGACUAUUUCAUCGCCACGCAAGGCCCACUUCAGCACACGGUAGAGGACUUCUGGAGGAUGGUGUGGGAGUGGAAGUGUCAUUCCAUUGUCAUGCUCACUGAGCUCCAGGAGAGGGAGCAGGAUAAAUGUUAUCAGUAUUGGCCCGCAGAGGAUUCGCAAACGUACGGAGAUUACAGCGUGGAGAUGAAGGGCGACUCAUCAUGUGACACUUUUAGCCUACGAGAUUUGGUACUCACCUUCGUGCCGGACAAGCAGACACGUGCAAUCCGGCACUUCCACUUCCACGGCUGGCCCGAAGUGGGCAUCCCGGCCGAGGGGCGGGGCAUGAUCGACAUCAUCGCCGCCGUGCAGCGGCAGCAGCAGCAGUCGGGGAACCAUCCCAUCGUGGUGCAUUGCAGCGCCGGCGCGGGGCGGACCGGUACGUUCAUUGCACUGAGCAACAUCUUGGAGCGCGUCAAGGCAGAAGGCCUUUUGGACGUUUUCCAGACUGUCAAGAGUUUACGCAUGCAGAGGCCGCAUAUGGUCCAGACGGUGGAGCAAUACGACUUCUGCUACAAGGUGGUACAAGAUUUUGUGGACAUUUUCUCCGACUAUGCCAACUUCAAAUGAUCUGAUUGUUUGCCUUAUCGACGUCGUGGUGGUCCUUUUUUUUCAUUUGUUGUUGUUGUUUUCUUUUUUCUAAAGCUGGUUGGUAAAUGCUCUAUUUUUUGCUAUGCACUUGUCCUAACAUCAGUUAAACCUCCGUCCUGCUUGUAUUAUGUAUAAAAAGAAUUGUACAUGGUUAAAUAAAACAAAGUGGUAAUUUAUAUUUUGCAGUAUGUAUGAUAAUUGUCUCUUCAUGUUCCAUUUUUCUCGUUGUAUAAUAUUGUACUUUUCAACGGUUAUGUCCAUGUAAUAUUUUGGAAAGUUGUAAAUGUAUUUAUGUAACAAAAGCCACAUUUUAUUACUUUAUUUGUUUAUUUUUAUUUUCUGUAUCCAUCGGCAUUUAUUGACAACUGUGCAACGUUGUUCAUCAGGUAGUGCAAUGUGAUCUUUUUGACACUGAAAAAAAGCACAGCCCUUUACAGCCAAAAACUCGCAAUAUGUCCUGUUGUUUUGGUGCCAUAUGUUUUUUUUGUUUUUUUAAUUGAACCUCAAUUUUAACAAAAACUGAAUUUGAGUUCAUACAGAGUUUGAAUGCAGUAAGAGAAACAACAGCACAAAAAGUGAUAAGUAUCAAGCAACACGUUGAUGGCUUGUCUCGGUGUAAAACUUCUUCAUGGAAAAUAACUCCACGGGCGCAUUAAAAAGACUUGGGGAAUACGUUCUUGCAAUUUUGGAGAAUCUUCUUGACUUGGUGUGUGUUAGUUUUUCUCUUUUAAAUGUACAGUGGUAGCUCUACUUACGAACGUUUGUAUAUACCCUCGACCAAGGUCAUAGGUUUGGUCUUAACAUUGGUAGGGACAAUAUACAGUAAUAGCAUACAGUCCCUGACAAAAGUCUUGUUGCUUAUCCAUUUUGUAGAAACAAUUGCUAAUAACCUGACUUUUAAUUAUUCACUUG
Molecule: messenger RNA, 4818 nt
Organism: Corythoichthys intestinalis (scribbled pipefish)
Lineage: Eukaryota; Metazoa; Chordata; Actinopteri; Syngnathiformes; Syngnathidae
Product: receptor-type tyrosine-protein phosphatase epsilon-like
Exons: 18
Coding region: 1978-3885 (635 amino acids)
Biological process (GO): protein dephosphorylation
Molecular function (GO): protein tyrosine phosphatase activity
Source: RefSeq, a predicted model, not a curated record